This is a messenger RNA of Penaeus vannamei (Pacific white shrimp), 504 nucleotides long. NCBI's taxonomy places the organism in Eukaryota, Metazoa, Arthropoda, Malacostraca, Decapoda, Penaeidae. The record is from RefSeq and is a predicted model, not a curated record.
AUGCUGACCUCUGACCUAGAUGGGAAUGAGACAAGAGACCGUACAAGCUUGGAUGCUGUCCUCAUGGCUCUUGUCACUCAGUUGAACAUGAGCAGCAUUGAUGUAGCAACAGUCUCUGAGCGUACACCUGGCAAGGAGGUCCAGCUUGUUGUAAUGAGACUACUGAGUGUAAUGAUGUCAAGAAACAAGUCUGGUGGCAGAUCAAGCAGUGAUAAUUCCAGUGUGAUUCCCCAGGCCACAGCCAAGUGCUUGGUGCAAUCAGGAGCAAUGGAGCAUUGUCUCUCCUUCCUCAAAGCUCUGCUGGAGUAUUGGCGAGCAACCUCGGAAGAGCAGGGUGGCACUGUCAUUGGUGCUGGCCUCCUAAAACCUCGACCACUUUCUCUUCCACCUGACAUGUCUCCAUUUUUCCUACGGCAAUAUGUGAAGGGACAUGCCCAUGAUGUUUUUGCAGCCUUCCCUCACUUGUUGACAGAAAUGGUUUUGAGGCUGCCAUAUCAGGUAUGA